Molecule: messenger RNA, 914 nt
Organism: Momordica charantia (bitter melon)
Lineage: Eukaryota; Viridiplantae; Streptophyta; Magnoliopsida; Cucurbitales; Cucurbitaceae
Product: Ribosomal protein L31
Source: RefSeq, a predicted model, not a curated record
UUUUAUUUCUCAUGGAGGGUAUAAGAGUAAUUUAACAACUCCCUUCUCCGUCUUCCUUACCAGGUCUUCCAUCGAGAGCGUGUUCUUGCAGUACCAGUUUGCGCUUCAUUCAGUCACAGAAGAAACGGACGCAUUUCAGCAAUCAGUGCCUUGGAGAAGGAUUGCUGUUCACCCAGUCCUUCACAACUUGAGGGUUGAUAUCUAUUUGUACAAUGAAGAAAGGUUUGCACCCUCAAAUGCAGUGGAUAUCAUAUGUCACUCAGAGUGGCAGAUUGAUGCAUGUUAUGAUGACCAAGAUACACCAUGUAGGUAAAGUCUACCACUUCAGAGCAAAGCGCCAAAUGGCUGAAAGCGUUGGGCAGAUUGCGAAGUUCAAACGUCGUUACGAAAAGGGGAUUGCUGAAAAUGUUGAAAAUGCUGAAAAGUGAGGUAGCUCAAGGAUAUCAGCUGUUCACUUAAAUCAUUAUGGAUUCGUCUUGAAAGCAUUGCCUUGUGAGUGUUAGUAGUCUAAAGUUCCCUUCUAUUUAACGGAGUCGAUCCCAUUUCAUCCCUAGUAUUCACAGCACACUUGAGUUAUUUCUUAAAUGGUUUUGAUAUGCUUUUACCAUUAGAAAUAUAAUCUUCAUUCCUAUUUUCUGUUUAAUAAAUGCGAUCAUUUUCCACCCUAUUUAUCAAAUAGUCUAAUCAAAUUCACAGGACUUCUUAUGCUAGCUACCAAUAGUGGAGUUGUUGACUUGAGCAUAGAUAUGAUCAAGUGGUUAGGUAUUUGAUGCCUCCUCUCAUGGAUUUUCUGUUUGAAUCCCUCCUCAUUUGUAAUGUAAUAUUAAAAAAAAAAAGGAAGAAAGAAGCACAAUUGGAUAUUCCUUUGGAUAUUACUUUAGCUAUAAUGUUUGGAGCAUUAGUUGGCUUUUUGA